AUGCGGCCUGAGGAGAUCAGGGACUCCGAGCCGGUUCUCGAUUCCCACUCCCACGAUUUCGAAGAUGAAAUGUCCCCAAGUCGUCCUCGCAUGCAUCGUCCCGUGGACGGCGGUCCUCACCAGCCUCUGCUCAAAGAGGAGCCUCGGGGGCGACUGUCCAGCUCCGGAAAUGAUGAUGCCGAAGGCAGGCCUAUGCUCUACCAUUCUCGACGGCCUACGAUCCGCGACAAAAGUCCCGAACGUGAUGUGGAACGGGCCACCCGGAAGAAAUACAUGAUCGCAUCAGCCUUCUUGCUGCUGAGUCUGGCAAGUUUUGUCGUCCAGACUGAGACCGCUGUCUAUAUUCAGCACGAGUUACAUUGGGAUAAGCCCUAUUGCAUGCUGUACCUCACCCACGGUUCUUGGUCUCUGCUGUGGCCUGUCCAACUCCUCAUCCUGCGAAUUCAGAAACGGAAACUCUCGUGGAGUGCAUUCUGGCGCCGCCAUGUCUUUCUCCUACGCACCACGGCGGAAAUGGUCGUGUCCCAGGAACUGCACCCCUCAUCGCACCAUCACCCGAGGUCGCCCAUUCGAUACAUGAUCAAGGCCACAGCAUUCGUCACGAUGGCUCUGACAGUCGCCGGUGGGUCCUGGUACGUGGCCGUCAACAUGACCACAGCCAGUGACUUGACGGCUAUCUACAACUGCUCCGCCUUCUUCGCCUAUGCCUUCUCCAUCCCCAUCCUCAAGGACAAACUGCGACUCGACAAGGUAUUUUCCGUCCUGGUGGCCAUUGUUGGAGUCCUCAUCGUCGCAUAUGGCGAUCGAGACACGGGCAAGAAGACCGCCGACGGCACGGUCGGCAAAGGCAGCGACGAGGCCGAGCACCGACUUGUCGGCAACAUCGUCAUCGGCAUUGGCAGCGUCCUCUACGGUCUCUACGAAGUGCUGUACAAGCGAUUCGCCUGUCCCCCCGAGGGCACUAGUCCCGGUCGAAGCAUGAUCUUCGCCAACACAUUCGGCAGUAUGAUUGGAGUCUUCACCCUCCUGGUACUUUGGAUUCCGCUACCCAUCCUGCAUUUUCUCGGUUGGGAAACCUUCCGGUGGCCGACCGGCGAAGCCGCCUGGAUGCUGAUGAUCUCCGUCUGCGCCAAUGCCACGUUCUCCGGUUCCUUCCUUGUUCUCAUCUCCCUGACAUCACCCGUCCUCUCCUCCGUCGCCGCCCUCCUGACCAUCUUCCUCGUCGCCAUCGUCGACUGGUUCCGCACAGGGCAACCUCUCUCCCUAGCCUCCAUUAUCGGCGGCGUCCUCAUCAUCGUCGCCUUCUUCCUGCUCAGCUGGAGCACUUAUCGCGAGAUGAACGAAGAACGCAAAAAGCGAUUGGAGAAUGAAGAUCUCGACUCGGAUAGUGAGUCACCAUGA
Molecule: messenger RNA, 1401 nt
Organism: Aspergillus tanneri
Lineage: Eukaryota; Fungi; Ascomycota; Eurotiomycetes; Eurotiales; Aspergillaceae
Product: DMT family transporter
Exons: 4
Coding region: 1-1401 (466 amino acids)
Biological process (GO): intracellular calcium ion homeostasis
Cellular component (GO): endoplasmic reticulum membrane
Molecular function (GO): enzyme regulator activity
Source: RefSeq, a predicted model, not a curated record